GUCGGCCAACGUCUCGCACCGCAGCCCCCGAGCUAUUGCUCUCAAACGCCUCCUCAGGCCUUCCUUGUUCCACUCCAUUAAAAGGGUGAAACUUCUUCAAGAUCUCUCAUCCCUGUGUGGCUGGAAGAGAAAAGUUGGUCGGUGAGCCUGCCAGAGAAAGCAACCAACUACACUGACUUGAGAUCGGAUAUAAUAAUAUGGACUAGUGCCAAUAUACGGAGAGAAACACGCAGAGGAUGUUCUUGCGCAGCCAGCAGGGGCGCAAGUGAAAGGGUUGACUUGGCAGCCCUCGACCUGCCUCCUCACCGGACAGAGCGAUGCGAAGAGCAUGGCCAGCAGCCCCGAGGUCGCACCCCCUGCCCGCUCGAUGACCUUCCUGAUGGUGAGUGCUGAUGCAAGUAGGGUUCUGCUAGGUCAUGUCGAGACCUCUUCGCCAACACCACCUCCGCCCUCCAGCAACCAUCGACGCGACCCUGACCGCGGUGCCGCCGCCGCCGCGACUCAACCACGUGAACCACUUUCAACGACGGCCCGCUUGUCUCCGGAACAACCACUUCAAACCUGUGCCAUUUGAGCUUGUCAAUCACGACCUAGAGGAGCAGGAUAUCGCAUCAUGCUGCCACCAGUGUUGUUGUGUGCCGCUGAAAGCCGAGUCGUAUUUGGACACGGCGGUGAACAUUCUGUGGUUCCUCACCCCUUUAACGGCCACCAUCGCGAUGAUACUGGUUGCCAUCGCGAUGACCACGAAUCAGUGGUUGAACACAGAAGAGAAAAUGCCCAAUUCCAACUACAACGGCACCGGCGAGAGGAACUACCUCUCCAAAUACACCGUCAGCGGACUCUGGUCACUUUGCUACACCAAUCCCGGGGAGCGCGAGAUGCAGUGCUUCAAUAUCGACUAUUUCCCGAGAGAGGAAUACAGCCCCGACCCGAACGACUCCACCAUGGCCAUUCCAUAUGCAAUCACGAAAUCAGCGGUCUUUUUCAUCGUGUCGUCCAUCCUGUUGGUCCUCGCAGUAAUAUUCUGUCUUGCCGGACACUUGGCUAGACACAAACGCAUCUUCACCUUCCUUUCGGGGCUCAUUUUUAUCAUAUCAGGUCUGCUGAUGCUGACUGGCCUGGUGAUGUACAUCUCAGUGUUCAAGGCGGAGAUCGGCAGCAAGUUGCGGCCGCGCUCGCAGCUGCAGCCGCCGAUGUUCACCUACAGCUACGGCUUGAGUUUCCUGCUGGUGGUGCUGGGCUUCGUGGCGACCGAGGGCGCCGGCACGUGCGCCGUCUUCCUCUACAUUUACUGGCACCAACGCGACUGGCGCCACAAAAGCCACGCGCGGCCCCCGCCGGCCAUGCCGCCUCCGCCGCCCCACGGAGUGCCGCCCCCGCCUUCGCCUCCGUACUGCCAGCGGCACCUCAGGCCUAUUCUGAUGCGGCGCUGCAGCUACGGAAGCGGUUCGCCGCCGCCUCCGCUGCCUCACCACGUGCCGCCUCCGACUGUUCCGCCCCUGCCGCCGCACUACCUUCCUGAGGAGGACGAGGGCGAGUGUUCGGGAAGCUGCACGGCUAGCCCUGACAGCGAGGUGAGUUUACGGUGCAGAUCGCAAGGGACCCUGACUGCCAUCCACAGGGACCACGGAGGGGACGGCCUGGUGCGCGACGCGUGCCCCUGUCUCAGCAUGGAGCCCAUUUCCAGGGAAAACACGUGCAACACAGUCUCCACGACGGCUGACAUCAACUGUGAUUUUGGACAGCACGAGUUCGUCUCGUUCGAGCCUCCGGCGCCGCCGCCUCCGCUGCACCACCAGACGCCCGCCCGGAGUGACAUUGCUCUGGACACGAUCGAGUACCCCAACUAUGGCACCCUCAGGAAAACAACUCCAGUGUGAUCAGUGUGCUUCUAAAUAGAUUUAAAACGAAGAACUCGAAAAAACUGACAAAAGAAGAACUGUAAUUUAACCGUUUUCUAUGAAAUGUUGGUGAAAGAGAAAAAUAUUAUCUGCAUUUUGUGUGACGAGAGUUUGAAAAAAAAUUAAGUUUGGCGUAUUUAAUGUUUAAAACUGCUGGGGCAAUCCAGACUUGAAAGAAAAUUUACAUAAAUAUUAUAUACAAUGUUUUCCAAAGUUUCGGGAGGUUUUCAUCCAAGGCAACUAAAGAAGUUUUAAUAAAUGUUGUUUAUCAAUAGCACCUAAAAUAUCAAACUAAAUAAACUUGUGCAUUUGUUGACAAUUGAUUGUGAUGAGAGGCAACGUUGAUUGCUUCCUUGUUGGUUUGAAUAUAUGAAAUAAUGAAGGUGAAUAAUCUUUAAAAAGCCGUGGUGACUGUUUUCGUAAUUUUUAACUACAAUAAACCUUAAUAGGAAUAAGAAGUACGACCUCAAAUACUGCCAUUUUAUAACACAAAUUUUACGUUCACACACACAUGAAAGCUGCGACCCGGAGUUUUGAAUAUAAUUUGCUGUGAACCAGACAAAUCUAGAGUGUGUUGCAAUGAUAUUGAAUCAAUAUUUUUCUCCCUCGGAUGAAGUGCUCAAAAUAAAAUUUACAUGUUGA
Messenger RNA from Neocloeon triangulifer, 2543 nucleotides. RefSeq lists its product as uncharacterized. Gene Ontology annotation, molecular function: voltage-gated calcium channel activity; channel regulator activity. The record is from RefSeq and is a predicted model, not a curated record. Lineage: Eukaryota; Metazoa; Arthropoda; Insecta; Ephemeroptera; Baetidae. The transcript has 9 exons. Bases 417 to 1880 code for a protein of 487 amino acids. Gene Ontology annotation, cellular component: AMPA glutamate receptor complex; postsynaptic density membrane. Gene Ontology annotation, biological process: neurotransmitter receptor internalization; postsynaptic neurotransmitter receptor diffusion trapping; regulation of AMPA receptor activity.